This is a messenger RNA of Cyprinus carpio (common carp), 2619 nucleotides long. RefSeq names its product E3 ubiquitin-protein ligase TRIM16-like. Lineage: Eukaryota; Metazoa; Chordata; Actinopteri; Cypriniformes; Cyprinidae. Gene Ontology annotation, molecular function: zinc ion binding; protein binding. The record is from RefSeq and is a predicted model, not a curated record.
GGAGUGAUAGACCACUGUAUGUGCCUGUGUGUGCUUGCAGUAAUGGCAGAAAGCAGUAUUUUAUGGGCUCAGGAUCAGUUCAGUUGUCCGAUCUGUCUGGAUCUACUGAAGGAUCCAGUGACCAUCCCCUGUGGACACAGCUACUGUAUGAACUGCAUCACAGACUGCUGGAAUCAAGAUGAUCAGAAGAGAGUUUACAGCUGCCCUCAGUGCAGACAGACCUUCACUCCAAGACCUGCUUUAAACAAGAAUGUGGUGUUUGCUGAAAUGGUGGAGAAACUGAAGAAGAUCGAAGUCCAAACAGCUCGCCCUGCUCCCAGUUACGCUGGACCUGGAGAUGUGGAGUGUGACGUCUGCACAGGGAGAAAAUACAAAGCUGUCAAGUCCUGCCUGUUGUGCCUGAACUCUUACUGUCAGUGUCACCUAGAACAACAUGACAGUUUCUUUAAAGAUAAGAGACACAAUUUGAUAAAUGCCACUAGUCGACUCAAGGAGAUGAUCUGCUCUCAACACGACCGACUGCUGGAGGUUUACUGUCGCACAGACCAACAAUGUAUUUGUUUGCUGUGUACAAUAAAUGAGCAUACAAGUCAUGACACAAUUUCAGCUAAAGCAGAGAGGACAGAGAAGCAGAAACAGCUGUCAGACAUUCAAAGAAAGCUCCAGAAGAGAAUCCACGAAAGAGAGAAAAAUAUUCAGGAGCUGAAAGAAGCUGUGAAGACACAUAUGCGCUCUGCACAGGCAGCAGUGGAGGACAGUGAGAGGAUCUUUACUGAACUGAUCCGCUCCAUUGAGAGAAGACGCUCUGAGGUGAUACAGAUGAUCAGAGAUAGAGAAAAGACUGAAGUGAGUCGAGCUGAAGAACUCUUGAAGCAACUGGAGCAGGAGAUUGAUGAUCUAAGGAAGAGAGACACUGAGCUAAAUCAUCUUUCACACACAGAUGAUCACAUCCAUUUUCUACAGAGUUUUCAGUCUCUCUCUGUUCCUACUGAAUCCACAAAAAACAUCAAUGUCAGUUCUCUCCUAUCUUAUGAUGAUGUUGGUGAAUCUGUCUCUAUGCUAAGAGAGAAACUUGAGGACCUCUGCAACGAGGAGAUGCACAAGAUAUCUGGUAGAGUGACAUGCAUGGAGAUUGUUGCCACAUCAGAACUCAAGAUCAUAGAUGAAUUCUUGCAAUAUUCCUGCCAGCUCACCCUGGAUCCGAACACUGCACAUAAAUAUCUCCGUCUGUCUGAAGGCAAUAGAGUGGCUACAUUUACUGCGGCUGAUCAGCAGUAUCCUGUUCAUCCAGACCGAUUUCAUGGUUUUUCUCAGGUGUUGUGUAGAGAGAGUGUGUGUGGACGCUGCUACUGGGAGGUGGAGUGGAGUGGGGUGGCUGGUGUGGGAAUCUCAGUGUCGUAUAAGAGCAUCAGCAGGAAAGGAGAGGGUGAUGAUUGUGUAUUUGGAUUUAAUGAUCAGUCCUGGAGAUUGUCCUGCUCUGACUCCAGUUAUGCAUUCAGACACAAUCAGAAAGAGAUUAAACUCCCUGUGGUCUCCAGCUCCCAUAGAAUAGGAGUGUAUGUUGAUCACAGAGCAGGGAUUCUGUCCUUCUACAGCGUCUCUGACACAAUGACCCUCAUCUACAGAGUCCAGACCACAUUUACUCAACCGCUCUAUCCUGGGUUUGCCAUCAAUUUUGAAUCAAGAGUGAAACUGUUGUCUUCACAAAUUCUAUGAAUAAUAGUGGCAUAUUUAGCAUCAUGAUAAAGGGGAUGGGUAUUGCAGACCUGCCAACCUGUACGCAUUUUGCGUAGCGGCUACGCAUUUUGGCCUCAAAGUACGCUGGUACGAUUUGUCACCUUUAAACUACGCAAAAAUCUAGUGACGCCCCUGUCCAUGCGCAGUAUUCAAAACAAGCAACAGAAAAAGAUGAAGAGUUCAACCAAUCAGAGCGUUUUUUUAUUUGUUUUGCUUUUAAAUAAUUUCUCUCCUAGUAGCCUAUAGUUUAUGGUUUCAGUUCAAAGCGGCUCGCGCUCACCCCGUCAGAUGCUCUGACAGAAAGGCUGUGUGUGUGGCUGACGGAGACGCGCAGUUUAAUGUGUUGGAGAUGUGCUGUUUUCCAUAUAACUGAAUGCUUAUUGAGUAGUUGAUGGUAGGUGCCAUUGCAGUUAACUUGCCUAAUCUUUAACGACACUGAUUCUCUUUACUAAUUGGUCCAAUAGGGAUUUUUGAUGACCUACAUUGCUAAUAAUUAUGUGUGUAGAUGGAUUUUAUUUUGGAAUUAUACAGUAGCUAUACCAGACUCAUAUUUGCACUUGCAACUUCUGAUUGUCAUAUGUCCCCAUUUAAAAGGACUGUGCUGCACAGUUACUGCCAUUUCCCUAACUAACUUUCAAAGUUCCAACUGCAAUGGCACCUACCAUCAACUACUCAAUAAGUACCUUGGUCCAUGUUUAUACCCCCCAACUUGAGAAAACGAGGUCAUGGUAAGAAUGUUUGGUUGAGUGCAUCAGACAAGACUAUGAAGUGCUGCAGUAGCCUCUAGUUUUAGAAGUUAUUACACAUGCACCUGAAUAAUUCUGUAUGCAAAUAUGUAUGUUACAAUUAUGAAAACAUUUUUAUAAUAAAUUGCUGACAGUA